ACAGCUGGAACAAAAACUGAUAAAUUCUCUGGUUUUUAUUUCUAUAUAGACAUGAAAUCCAGGGGAGCUUACCUCAAAGCGUGCUCUGAAAUUGUUUUGAAAGAUGAAAGGCGGAGAAGCGAUGGCAGAAAGAGGAGUAAGAAAGAAGAGAGCGUGGAAUAUGCUGCGGAUGACUCUGUUCAUGAUCAGAAAAUGUCUGUUGAAGCGCAGGAAUUUGCUGGAAUUAGACGUGCGCGUAAGAGGGAAAGUGUUCGCCAAGAUCUUCAGAAGUUUGAUCUCUCAUCGAACCCCUGCAUCUGAUUCUCGCGGACUGAACGGCCUGAGAGAAUACGAAUUUUCAUGCUCCAACAGCCCUGCAACCCCUGCUUUACAACACUUUGCAAACAAAUUAACGAGCCGCCGCAAUUUUCUUUCCUGCUUUCAGCCCGAUUUUACCUUUGAAGACAAAUAUGAGUCCCCUAGGUUUGUGUUCAGUCCUUGCGCGAUUACAGAAGGUGUCACUGCCCGGCCUUUUGAGAAUCCUGCACGCGCAUUUCAAGAAGAAGACGAUCAAGAAGAUCGAAAAGCUGAAGAAUUUAUUGCUAAAUUUUACAACCAAAUGAAAUUUCAGCGCCAGAUUUCACUGUUGCAGUACGAAGAGAUGCUGGCCAGAGGUGCCAACUGAAAUGUCAUUGAAAUGCAAAUACUGUUACCUGGUUUUUAUUGCUGUCUGGCAGGGUGCCCUGUUUUGGACUUCGCAUAUGAAAAAGCCCUUUUUUUUUUUUAGUUUUUAUAAAUUCCUUUGCCGUUAAUGCCUUUUUUUGGUUUCACGGAUUGAUUAUAUAUAUUAACUUUGGAGCAUUUCCAAGGGAUUUGAGAUUCGUUGUAUUUUUCAUUUUUUAAUAAAUAAUUAGAGACAAUAAAUGGCUUGUUUUACAA
Molecule: messenger RNA, 918 nt
Organism: Cryptomeria japonica (Japanese cedar)
Lineage: Eukaryota; Viridiplantae; Streptophyta; Pinopsida; Cupressales; Cupressaceae
Exons: 1
Coding region: 104-664 (186 amino acids)
Source: RefSeq, a predicted model, not a curated record